Molecule: messenger RNA, 1881 nt
Organism: Anopheles darlingi
Lineage: Eukaryota; Metazoa; Arthropoda; Insecta; Diptera; Culicidae
Product: venom carboxylesterase-6-like
Exons: 2
Coding region: 93-1829 (578 amino acids)
Source: RefSeq, a predicted model, not a curated record
GAGAAGGCGCCUCAUUCACUGUAUCUGCAGUUACUCCGUAGCUGGCGUUCUAUCAACAUCAUCACGAACGAAGUCACUACCGUGCGAUCGAUAUGGCGUCAGGUAGUUCAUCGCUUAUAGUGUUAAUCGUUUUAUGUUUCACGUGUGUCGUGCUUGCUGAAGAUGAUGGUACUACGAUCGUGCGCAUAAAAAAUGGUCCCAUAAUCGGCGAACGAAGGACAAAUUAUCUGGCGUUUGAGGGUAUACCAUACGCGAAACCGCCUAUCGGUAAGCUACGCUUUGCCCCGCCACAGCUGAAUGAUGAACAGUGGAGCGAACCGCGAAACACGACCCGCUUUGGUUCGGUGUGUCUGCAGUGGAACCAUCUGAUCCCGAACGACGAUAAGCUGGAUGGUGCGGAAGAUUGUUUGUUCUUGAACGUGUACACCAGGACGGCAGAUCCGGAGGCCAAACAGCCGGUGAUCGUAUUUAUACAUGGCGGUGCGCUCAUGUUCGGUACGGGCAGUUUUUAUGAACCGGACCAUGUGAUGCGCCGACCGUUGGUCCUGGUAACCUUCAAUUAUCGUCUAGGACCGCUGGGAUUCUUGAGCACCGAAGAUGAUCAUAUUCCCGGAAAUUACGGUCUCAAGGACCAGGUGACGGCACUGGAGUGGGUCCAGAAGAACAUCCACAGUUUCGGUGGCGAUCCGAAGCGAGUAACGAUCGUCGGUUACUCGGCCGGUUCGGCCAGCGUGCAUUUACACUAUCUGUCCCCACGGUCGAGUGGUCUGUUUAGCCACGGUAUCGGACACAGCGGAUCGGCACUCAGCCCCUGGGUGAUGGCUGAACGGUCGGCCGAAAAAGCGAAACGCGUCUCGGCCGCACUCGGCUGCCCAACAAGACAAACGGAAGCGAUGCUCGAUUGUCUACGCGAACUUCCGGCCGAGGAUAUCGUGCGCCAAGUCGCUUAUCUGUUGGACUUUCUCUAUAAUCCAUUUUCACCCUUUGGCGUUGUGGUAGAGAAGCGCACGGCACAUAACCCGGCACCGUUUCUCGAGCAAACGCCUCGAUCGCUCAUGAGGAAAGGAUCGUUCACGAAGCUGCCCUUGAUACUGUCCGUGACUGAGGCCGAAGGUCUGUACCCUGGUGCCGAGCUCCUGAGCAAACCGGAAUACCUCGAGGCGAUCGAUACCCGCUGGAACGAACUGAUGCCCAGUGUGCUGGACUACCGAACGUCCGUGCCGGAGCCAACGAAACGCAAUCAACUUUCUGAAACGAUCCGAAAGCAUUACUUUGGUUCCGCGCGUGUAACGAGCGAUAACUUCAAGGAUCUUAUCAGACUCAUCUCGAAUCGCUUGUACUUUACGGGAGUGACGGAAACGGUCAAACUGAUGCAACCGCACACAUCGGUGUACCUUUACUUCGAUCACUUCAAGGCCAAGUACGGUGUUGGGGAAGCACUGUCGCAUCGAGACGACGCUGCAGAGCUGCUCGGUGUUGCCCACGGUGACGAUGUGCUACUUAUCUUCUCCAGUAUCCUGAGACAUCUUGUACCGUUUACGGUGGAAGAACUGGCCGUAGCCGAUCGUUUCGUCGAAAUGUAUGAAGCGUUCUCCAAGGGAGCGAAACCAAAAUUCGGAGAUUACGAAUUGCCGGUACAGGAGUCGCCGGACGUGAUAAGCUACUUGAAGCUUGGCUACCCAACGAGCGAAAUCAUGCGCUCGAAGGGUGGUCUCAGCGAUGAAGCUUUCUGGCAGGGGCUCGAUUUUAACGAUGCGCCCUAUGAAGCGGAUGAAGAUGCCAAGCAGGAGAAGAAGGAAGAGGUUUUGCUGACGCAUACCGAGCUUUAAAAAAUGCAGCAUGAAAGCAACGAAAAAUGGAAAUAAUAAAAAUCUUAAUACU